GGCUUCGUUGCUUUGCAGGAGGUGUAGAGAUUGAACGCUUCGUUUCUUCGGCUCCUUACCUUCGUGGUUGUUCGACUACGCUCCUUCGACGACUAUCCCUACCUGUCGGAUCGGAAGCAACAACGGGAGCUUGCUGGAUUUGAAGUUCAAACAUGGCAGCCAAAUAUAUCAUUGGAGCCUUGGCUGGGUCCUUUGCCCUUGCCUAUAUCUUUGAUAAAUCAAUAGCGGACUACAAGAUUUUUGGAGGUACUACUCCAAAGACUGUAUCUGACAAGGAAUGGUGGGAAGCAACUGACAAGAAGUUCCAGGCCUGGCCUCGCACCGCCGGUCCACCGGUGGUGAUGAACCCAAUCAGUCGCCAGAAUUUCAUUGUCAAGUCUUCUGACUCUUGAAGCGUGAGCGACUCAUUUCAUGUUCUAGGCCUGUGAAAUGCUAUUAUUUUGCAUCUAAUAAAUCGCAGAAUGGUUUGAAGAACCUCUCAGUUUUAUAACUUUCACCGAACUCUUAAUGUUCUGAGGGAGAAAUUUAGCAUUAUCUUUCAAGUUGAUAUGAUAAUUUGCUGCUUUCUGUUAUGCGCCUUUGGAUGAAAUAUAACUCUAUGUUGAUGUUUGUUGAAUCUAAUAAAAUCAUCUGUAUUUUUUGACUGAUAA
Molecule: messenger RNA, 650 nt
Organism: Dendrobium catenatum
Lineage: Eukaryota; Viridiplantae; Streptophyta; Magnoliopsida; Asparagales; Orchidaceae
Exons: 3
Coding region: 153-392 (79 amino acids)
Source: RefSeq, a predicted model, not a curated record